Messenger RNA from Cimex lectularius (bed bug), 1769 nucleotides. RefSeq names its product cytochrome P450 4C1-like. The transcript has 13 exons. The record is from RefSeq and is a predicted model, not a curated record. Bases 152 to 1693 code for a protein of 513 amino acids. NCBI's taxonomy places the organism in Eukaryota, Metazoa, Arthropoda, Insecta, Hemiptera, Cimicidae. Gene Ontology annotation, molecular function: oxidoreductase activity, acting on paired donors, with incorporation or reduction of molecular oxygen; monooxygenase activity; iron ion binding.
UAAACGAGUCGCUUCUUGAGCGCUGACUGAAAAAGUUCUCCCGCGAGUGAAGUUGUGCGAAGUCCGAGCCUGAGUACUGACAGAUGGAAAGGGUCGACUAGAUUCGAAAGCAGUUCGCCGUUCCGUGGUAUCAGCUUUUUCAAGGGGAAUAAUGCUGGAGACGAUAAUUUUGGGCAUCAUUGUCCUGUUAUUUUUGUGGUGGCUGACUCAACCGAAUGCCAGGUUUAAAAAAUUUGGGGAUGCUAUACCAGGUCCACGGCCAUAUCCUUACUUCGGGGAUAUGCUGACUGCGCCGCUUACCGGCCCUAAUGCAUUGGAUAAACAUGUGGCUUUAGCGAGGAAAUACAAUGGGACAUACCGCCUUUACAUGGGAAACAUUCUUUCCGUUGUCGUCAGCUCACCUGAAGACAUCGAGGCAGUCUUGACUAGUAAUAGUUUAAUAAAUAAAGCUUUCACAUAUGAAUUUUUGCAAUCUUGGCUUGGGACAGGCCUCCUCACCUCUACUGGUGAGAAAUGGCAUGCACGUCGGAAAAUAAUCACGCCAACUUUUCAUUUCAAGAUACUUGACAAGUUCAUCAACGUUUUCAACAAACACACAGACGUUUUGAUCAAACGUCUCGAAAAACACUGCAGUCAAGAAUCGUUCGAUGUGGAGAUGCUGCUAAAAAGAUGCACACUGGACAUCAUUUGUGGUAACUUUAGAUUUUCCCAUUUUUUUAUGUUUUCAGAAACAGCAAUGGGCAUUGAAACAGAUGAAAAAAGCUCUGUCAUUGUAGAUUAUAUAAAAAGUGUAGAAAGGAUUAUUCAGAUUCUAUCAGACCGCUUAACUAAACCUUGGCUCUUUAGCCCAAUCACAUAUGCCUUGUCAGGAAGAUAUUUCAUAGAACGCAAACUUUUAAAAACCCUGAAACUUUUUAUUGAUGAGGUUAUUAACAUGAAACAAUCUGACGAAGCUGAUACCAAAUCAAGCAGCGAAGAUUUUGAUGAUUUUGGAAUAAAAAAGAAAACAGCCUUUUUGGAAAUGCUGCUUAACAUAAAAUCACAGCCCAACACAAUUAUAGCAACUGAUAAAGAUAUAAUGGAAGAAGUUAACACUUUUAUGUUUGCAGGUCAUGACACUUCUGUCUCAACUUUAUGCUAUUCCCUUUAUCUUUUGGCGGUAAACCCAAAAAUCCAGGACAUGUUAUACGAAGACUUGAUCAAAACGUUUCAUUCCAAAGAUAAAAAUUUCACACGUGAAGAUCUUAAUGAGAUGAAAUUUUUGGAGCGAGUCAUUAAGGAAACAUUAAGACUCUAUCCAACGGUGCCAUUUAUCGGGAGGAAUGCCAACGAGGAUAUAAAGUUACCUAGCGGUUAUGUUAUACCAAAAGAUGCUAUGGUCAUUGUCAACAUAGCGUACAGUCACAAAAAUGAAAAACAAUAUGAAAACCCUGACGUAUUCAACCCAGAUAAUUUUUUGCCAGAGAAUGUAGCACAACGCCAUCCAUUCAGUUUCAUCCCAUUCAGUGCAGGGCCUAGAAAUUGCAUGGGGCAAAGAUUUGCACUGCUUGAAAUAAAAACAAUAUUGGCAAAAAUAGUUUUAAAUUACAAAAUUGAGCCAGCAAAUGGAAAUUUCAAACCUAUGCCUGAUGUAAAAAUGGUCUUACAUUCAUGCACUGGUCACAAAUUAAGAAUUUCCAAAAGAGAAAUGUAAAUAUGUAUGGUCGGUCUAAUUAAAUGUAUAAAUUAUUAUUACAAUAGAUUGGUAUAUUAUUUUACUUUUGUUUAAU